AUGUCGAAAGACGAAAAUUUCAAAAAUAAAGAAAAACAAGCAACGGACGACAGGGAACGUUUAGCUAAUUCGUCAAGAGAUAAUGAUGAAGAGAAUAUUAACCAGAAUGUUGCAGAAAAAAUGAUUGAUGAAGAAUUUAAGAAUAAAGAAUUACCAGAAGAUGAUAAAUCUGAUACAGAUACAUUUGAAGAAGGAAACAAAUUAGAAAAAUUAGUUGAAAAAAACAAUGAUAUAAAUGGAUCAUCUGUUAGAAUUUUUCAAUCCCUUGAUUUAAAACCAAAACAUCUUGGUCUUACUCGAACAUUAUUAUUAGCUAUGUUUGCUGCUUUGAUUGGUACAGGCGCUCAAUUUGGCUAUGCGCUUGGCGUUAUGAAUGCUCCAUCAGAGUUAAUUAAAAUUUAUAUAAACGAAAUUUAUAUAAAACGUUAUAAUUCAACAAUAAGUCCAUAUCAUCAAGAUAUUCUUUAUUCAACAGCUAUAUCUGUUGUUGCACUUGGAGGAAUGUUUGGUGGUCUUUCAGCUAUAUCAUUGAGUAAUCGAUUUGGUCGAAAAACUAGUUUACUUUUAAAUAACUUUCCAGUCAUUAUUGGUUCUAUUUUGAUGGUAUUGAGCAAAAAUAUAGCUUCAUUUGAGGUAUUUAUAGUGGGAAGAAUACUAAUUGGAUUUUCCGCAGGUUUUGGAGCAACUGUUGGACCUAUCUAUGUAAAUGAAAUUGCUCCAUUACGUGUACGUGGUUCACUUGGUGCUUGUUUUCAAUUGUUUAUAGCAUUUGCUGUACUACUAGCUCAAAUACUAGGAUUAGAUAUUAUCUUAGGUCGCCAACAUUUAUGGAACUAUCUUUUUGCUAUACCAAUUAUCUUCAGUGUACUACAAUGUACUCUAUUGAUAUUUACACAUGAAACACCAACAUUUCUUUUACAGAAGAAACGCCGCCGAGCAGCUACACGAGCACUUAAAUGGUUUCGUCGAGAAAAAAGUGAUGACGAUAUUCAGGAAGAAAUUCAUGCAAUGGAAGCAGACGUUCGAAAUGUGCAAACGAAUGCAACAAAAGUAUCAAUACGUGAUCUAUGGUCGAAGCCUCUGCUGCGUAAAUGUAUUCUGAUAUUGACCAUGACUCAUAUUGCGCAACAUUUUACUGGCAGCUGUGUCAUCUUUUUCUUUGGAGAUAUUAUUCUCACGCGUGCAAAUCUAAAAAUGGAAUAUGCAUCAUAUGCAAUGCUUUCAAAUGGAAUUGCAUAUUUGGCUGCAGCUAUAUCAUUAAUUUUUAUUGUCGAUAAAAUUGGACGUCGAUCGCUUUUACUUUAUGGUUUAAUUGGUACGGCCGCAACAUCUUGUGUUAUUGGUGUUACAAUUUUUAAAUCAAGAAAUAUUCCAUUGUAUCAUAUGAUCUUUUUGGAAAUAUUUGCUAUGAUGGCACACGUUUCUUUUAGUGCUAUGGGUCCGAACGCUAUACCAUGGUUGUUAUCAACAGACAUGUUUUUACAAUCGGAACGUGCUUAUGCAUCAGUCAUUGCUAUUGUAGUUAAUUGGUUAUCUAUGUUUUUCGUGCUCAUGACAUUUGUUCCACUUUUUCAUGCUGUGGGUGCAUCUUUAUUUCUCGUUUAUGGUAUAAUGAGUUGUGGAUUUUGGUUAGUUGCUUUUAUAUUUGUACCUGAAACUAGAAGAAAAACACCAGAACGGGUGCAAGUUCUCGUGGCCAAAGGGACGGUUUACAAAGCAAAAUAUCAAAAAUAA
Molecule: messenger RNA, 1734 nt
Organism: Rotaria socialis
Lineage: Eukaryota; Metazoa; Rotifera; Eurotatoria; Philodinida; Philodinidae
Source: the annotation of a GenBank genome assembly